Messenger RNA from Scutellospora calospora, 768 nucleotides. Lineage: Eukaryota; Fungi; Glomeromycota; Glomeromycetes; Diversisporales; Gigasporaceae. The record is from the annotation of a GenBank genome assembly.
CUCAAAAAUACGACGAAUUUCAUUCAAAUAUUUUUGAACCUCUUAAACCUUUACAACCGACUGAUGCCCCAGUGACGCGAUGUUACAAUUUAAAUUUAAUAAUCAAAGAGUUGGCACCUGAUGGAUAUAUGCGCCCUGUUUGGACUAUUAAUGGACAAUACCCAGGUCCAAUAAUUCAAGCAAACUAUGGUGACAGACUUCUCAUUAAUGUAACCAACAAUUUGGGAGAACCAACUUCGAUUCAUUGGCACGGUAUAGAACAAAGAGGCUCAAAUCUUUACGAUGGACCUCCGGGAAUGGUACAAUGUCCGAUUCCCAAUGAUUAUUCUUUACUAUAUAAUUUCACAGUUAAUCAAACUGGAACUUAUUGGUAUCAUUCCCACACUGCGGGUCAACUUAUCGAUGGAUUAAAAGGCCCAUUAAUAAUUUUCGAUCCUAAAGAUCCACACCAUAACAAAUAUGAUUUCGAAUACGUAAUAACAAUAUCAGAUUGGUACCAUAAUACAUCAGAUACUAUGAUUUCAAUGAUUCUUGCUCAUGGAUUUAAAGGAGUUGAUCCUAUGCCUGAUUCUGGUGAAAUUAGUGGUAAAGGACAAUAUAAUUGUAGUACGGUCCCUAAAGGUUCGAAAUGUAACCCAAAUAAUGGAAUUGCUACCUACAAAAUUAAAAGGGGUAAAAAAUAUAGAUUUAGAAUAAUAAGCAUAAGUUCAGCAGCUCAUAUUAUAUUUUCGAUUGAUGAACAUCCACUCACGAUCAUUGAAGUUGAUG